CGCUGGGUUGUUUAAUAAUACAUCUUUUUGUACAGCAGAAUCGACGUUCACCAGCAGAGAGAAAAUUAAAAAAGGUUAAUCCACUAGGCUAUGGACAGCUUUGUUAGGGAUAUACUUGAGAAAUGGCAGCUUCCAGACCUUCUUGAUAGUUUCCUAGAAAAUGCUAUAGAUGAGGACAGUUUUAAACUUCUUGAUGAGGGAACCAUUCACAACCUAAUCCCCAAAAUCGGCCUCAGGCUUAAGUUUCUAAAACAUUACAGAGAACUUAUGGGAAAUGCUGUGCCCCCUACUGCCCCACUUACAAGCCCAGAUGUGCCACCUGCUACACUUCCUUUGGAAGAAACGACCAUGGUCGUGGAUCAGACGAUGCCACUUGUACUGCACAUCAUUCCAGUAUUUGAAAUAUGGUAUGCCCAGGGCCAGAACCACCGUCCAGCCACUGGGUUCCUUGAGGAGAGACUGAGAAACAUCAGAAAAAGACUCAGAAGCAUGAGCAGACCACAGCGUGAAGCCAUGCAUGAGCCCAACAGGACCUUCAUACCAGAAUCAGCUAUAUCUGACACCAGAGCAGAACAAUUAAAAGAGUGGCUGAGAAACAACACACAGCCCAUCAGCCAGGUGGAGCAAAUUAUGCUCGACACAGCACCACACAGGGCAACAUGGAUCAGGGCAAAUGGCUCCAAAACCAUUGUCGAGGUCCUCCAUGAAUUCCCCAGACUGACCGCUCCAGGCAUGAUCGCGCAAGACUUUUUUUUCUGCACAGAGACGCUGCACCAAAGUUGUUCGAGACGUGGCUGCCGGUGUAUGCAGAGAAGAUCCUGCACCCGGCUAAAUUCGAACAGAAACUGCCAUUUCCUGUGGAGGAGAUGACACUGGAUGCCAAGGGGGAUAUUGCCCUGAGGCUGCUGCCCAGCUUGCUCCCGCCGCCAGUUUUCAAAGUGGGCCGAAAAGUGUUCCGGCCCAGUGUCGAUGAGGCCAGACAAGCCUUCAUUGACCUUCGGCCUGUUGGAACAAACAUGGUGGAGUACCUCCAACAGGCAGAGGUGUCAAGGCCUUAAGGUGCCAGUAUGGUACUCCGACUCUGUUACGGAUGAGCGGACCGCCGGAUAGGACGGAUUAAUUAGCAUUUCUAUUGCCUUUAUGGUUCUCCGAAGGCUGGGGGUGCUGAAAACAAUUCAUUGCCAGAACAGUGUACUUGUGGAAACUGUGCACACAUGCCCCUGGAUAAAGAAAAUAUAUGUUGUCGGAAAAUACCUCAGGUCAUGAGAAGAAUGGAC
Molecule: messenger RNA, 1277 nt
Organism: Hypomesus transpacificus
Lineage: Eukaryota; Metazoa; Chordata; Actinopteri; Osmeriformes; Osmeridae
Exons: 11
Coding region: 91-870 (259 amino acids)
Source: RefSeq, a predicted model, not a curated record